UUCAACUUUUUUUAUUUUUUUGGAUCAUGAAAUGAUACGCUGGAAGUACGAACUACACUCUCUCAUAUGGCUAUUUCUCGUGCUGCACCUCUCGAAAUGUCAAUCAGAUUCACUGACAACAUCGGCUGAGCAGCACGAGUUAUUUGCCAUCAAGAAGGAUUCCUUAUCGCCUUGGUCACAGAUUCUUGUUUCAUUACCAAGACGGCAUCCAUUGUAUCAAAGUUUUGCCGCCAAGAUUCAAGAUGUCACUGAGAAUAUUUCGGACGAAGUCAGAGAUUCCAACAAAACAUUCGUUUCUUCCGAUGAUGCUCCGUAUAGUAUUCGAAUACAUGCUCUUCGUGCCGGACAUCGUUAUUCAAUUGCCAUUCACGGUCAAAAGGAUGGAUCAACUUCUCUGAUAAAAGAAGAAUCAGUUGUAAUGGAUCCGAGAGCGCCAGACUUUCGAUCCAUGGAUUCUGAUAUUCAAGUCGCUGAGCACAACAUCACAAUGAGAACAAUUAAAAAUGAUUCUUAUCUUCAAGAUUCGUUCUCAAUUGAAUAUCGACAAAUAAAUCCGGACAAGAAAUUUCCAGUUCUCCAAAUUCUCGACAUCCCGGAGCAGAAAAAUUUGGAAUUUUACCUUGGAAAUUUGAAUUCUGGAUUUGAUUAUUCAGUUCGAGUAAUUGCGCAUAAAGACGGAAUGAGUAGUAGACCAUGGAUAUCAACUCUUACUACAAAGCCAUCGCCAUUGAAAGAAGUGAAUAUUAAUCAAAACGCUGGAUCGUGUGUGGAAGUUUCAUGGCAAAAUGAUGAAUUCAGUGGAGCUGAUUUUUAUACAAUUCAAUAUUCACUUCAAUCAACUCCUAACAACUCAACAAAUAUGACAAUUCCAUCAACAGAAUCUUCCAUAUCAAUAUGUGAUUCAAUGUUGCAAGGAGAAGCAUAUCAAAUUAUUGCGACUGUUCAAAAAGGCGGUCAAGUCUCUGAACCACUGAUCACAAAGUUUCAGCUUCGUCCCCUUCCACCAAUUGACUUUAGAGUUCGUGCUGAUUUGAAACGUGGAAAGUACAAACUUCUUGCGGAGCUACCAACGUCGUCUAAAAUUGAUAAGUGUCAGAUAACAGUUGCUGGAGAUGAAGCUGAAAGAUCAGUCAAUUACGCGAAUAUUGAACAAACUAAAUCUGGACACAAAAUAUGCUGGUUUAACUUUGCACUUUCACCGGGAGAACGUUUCGAUUUUUCGAUUUCUUCGAUGGCAAAUGAGUCUGCAAGUCAGAAACUUCAGAAGAGCAUCGUGCUCACACCAGCUUUUGAUUUCAAUGCAUUUGGAUUAACACUGCAGGAAUCGAACGGAGGAAUUGAAUUGAUAUGGCCGAAAAGUGAGGUUUUUAUGACACGUGUCAAAGAUAUUUGGAACAAAGUAGUUGGAGCGGAAAGUCUUUUGAAUAUGAGAAUAACUCCAAUUGGAAACAAUGAUGAGACAGAUAAAACUCUAAAGUUUGAAACAUCUCCAAAAAAUAUAGAUCCCGUAUUCGCGAAGAAUCUUGUAAAAGGAGCAUGCUAUCGUGUUCAACUAUUCACUGUUACAAAAACUGGAAUAAUAUCUGAGACACGUCACAAUGAAACAAUUCGAAUGUCAAGUCCAGCAGUGAAUGUUUCAUUGGAAAGUGUUACAAGGUCAUCUGCAACUCUUCGAAUUGUAUUUUCAACUCAUCACGAUUCCACAUCCAUAUCAAAUUGUCAAAUGCAUAUUGUUGUACGAGAUAUGAAUGGGAAAAGUGUUUUCGAUAAGAGAAUGCAACUCACUGCAACAUUUGCUCCAUUGCUCAAUUUGGAUGGAUUAAGCCCAUUUCACAAGUAUACAGUAAAUACACAAAUUAUAUGUGGAAGUGGAAGCAGUGAGACUCCACAGUGUCCAGCGGCUACAAGGACAAUGAGGCAAUUGUCGUUUUCUACGAGACAGGAUAAACCAGCGGCUGUGCAAGAUCUGAAAGUUGAACCAUUGAAUUCUUACUCAGUGAUGCUCACGUGGCUUCCACCAGCACUUCCAAAUGGAAUUCUAACGCAUUACGCAGUUAAUGUGACUAAAAUAGGAUCGGAUGAGACUAGAACAAUUGAUGUUGGAGUCUCCUCGAAUCGUUCCGAUCAUACUGUUCAAGUGGUCAUUGAUGAACUUUUUGGAGGACACACUUACAGUUUCAGUGUUCGGGCAGUGACUGAAGCUGGAUUCGGAGAGAAUUCUCCAGUUGUUCCGACUGUUUCAAUGCCACUUAUGGCACCACCAGUGCCUACAGUAGCUCCAAUGAUUAUGAAGGAAAGUGUUGGAAGUCAUAAUAUGAUUGUGAGAUUUCCAACAACAAUGUUCGAUAAUAGAAACGGAGAAAUUAAACAAUUUGCUAUAAUUGUCUCGGAAACCACAGCUGACGAAUCUAUAAAUAGAUGGAUAGAGAGCGACAACGGAACUUAUACAUGGCAACAAGUACAACGAUUUGAUGUUUGGCCAUCUUACGUGGCAAAACUUCAAGAUAUUCAGAAAGUGAAACAAGAUGUAGAUGUGUCGAUUUUCGAAGAAUUAGGGGAGGAUGAGACUUGUCUAGAAGUGAGAGCCGAUCGUAUAUGUAACGGACCACUUCGUUCCGCAUCGAAAUAUCGUGUCAGAAUCCGCUUGUUCACGUCUCCGACUUUGUUCACAGAUUCACCUCCCAGCCAAGUGAUGACCACCGGCUCAGCAACUCCAGCAAUCCCAUUGCUAACAGUUGUCGCUGUUCUGAUUGUGAUCGCAUUCGUCGGGAUCGUCGGAACCAUAUUCCUCUUCUUCUGGAAUCGAACAAAGAAAGCGAGACUCGCAGCGGCAGCAUUCAAGAACGGACCCUCGAAAGAGAAAGAGUCGCAGUGGGAGGCACUCAAAAUGAUGAUGGCAGAGAGAGCCGCUGACUGCCUUGCAAAGCUCGGCCUCGACGCGACGACACCACCACCGUCAUCGACGACGAGUUCCAACUCGCCGACCUCCACCUCGACGACGAUGACCGAUUGUGGAAGUAAUCCACAUCUCGGAGCACCAAAUGCAGGUGGUCACCGACGAACACGGAGUCUUCGUGAGCGGACCGGUGUCGAGCAUCGUCUCGAGCGACUCUCGUCGGGUCCAGUUCAUCGGACACCUCUGUACACUGUUGUUACUGGGGCGAAUACUAAUAAAUCAAGACCAGUACGAAUCGAAGACUUUGCCGACCACGUGAGACUAAUGUCAGCGGACUCUGACUUUAGAUUCUCAGAAGAAUAUGAUAUGAUGCGAAAUGUUGGAGUUGGACAAUCUGUAGCUGCAUCGGAAUUGCCAAUUAACAGACCGAAAAAUCGAUUUACAAACAUUCCAUCCUACGAUCACUCGCGUGUUAAACUAUCGAAUCCAAAUAAUAUCGAAGGUGGAGAUUAUAUAAAUGCGAACUAUGUACCUGGAUUCUCAUCACGUCGAGAGUUUAUUGCUGCACAAGGUCCUCUACCAACAACACGUGAUCAUUUCUGGCAGAUGACGUGGGAGCAGCAGUGUCCAGCAAUUAUAGCACUCACGAAAUGUGUUGAAAAGGGAAGAGAUAAAUGUCAUCAAUAUUGGCCUGAUCAUGAGAAUGUACCUGUUUUGUAUGGAGAUAUUGAAGUGACAAUAGUAGCAGAAAAGGAAUUCGAUGAAUUCGUGAUCCGAGAUAUUCGACUUGAAAAAUCAGGUCCCGAUGGUCGCGUAACACGAUUUGUCAGGCACUGGCAUUAUAUGGCAUGGCCUGAUUUUGGAGCCCCGUCUCAUCCAAACGGUAUCAUUCAAUUCUCAAGAAUGUUCCGUCACCAUCUUCCACAUUCACCUCAUAAUGCUCCAACGAUAGUGCAUUGCAGUGCUGGAGUUGGUCGUUCUGGAACAUUUAUCAGUAUUGAUCGUCUCCUACAAUCAAGUUCAUUUGGUGAUCCAAUUGAUGUAUUUGGAACUGUUUGUGAAAUGCGAUACGAGAGAUGUCAAAUGGUACAGAAUGAGCAACAAUACAUAUUCAUUCACUAUUGUAUCCUUCAAGUUCUACAAGGAUCAUCUCCGUCUCCAACAUCUACUUCAACAGGUGCUCAUCAUAAUGCUGGUUUUGUACAGGAUGGUCAAAUGAUUGUCGAAUCGGGAUUUUGAAGAGAAACCCCUUCUCUACAUUUUUGUUAUUUUUCUCCGGAUACUUACCUCUUUCUAGUCCGCUAUUCUUCAUCUUUCCUUUUCAAUUUUCCGUUUUUUCCUUCAUUUUGUGGUUUCCACGGGUAGCUCAUCUUUGUUUUUUCUCUCUUUCCUUCACUCCAUCUCUUCCGUGACUCCUCCCAUUUUCUGUAUAUCAACCCCUCAAUUCAUGGAGAUUAUCAAUUCUUUCAAAAAACGCGAUGUUAUAUACGGGUCACCCUAACACAUGAGAACAUCUAUUCAUUGUAUGUAACAUGUACUUCUUUAUUUGAACGAUUUACUUGCAAUUACUCGAUCUAAAUAAUUUUUAACAUUAAUAAAUACUUCUCACAUUUU
Caenorhabditis elegans is the source of this 4510-nucleotide messenger RNA. RefSeq names its product Receptor-type tyrosine-protein phosphatase dep-1 (gene dep-1). Gene Ontology annotation, cellular component: membrane. The coding region runs from base 32 to 4135 and encodes 1367 amino acids. The record is from RefSeq and is marked reviewed. The transcript has 18 exons. Gene Ontology annotation, molecular function: protein tyrosine phosphatase activity. Lineage: Eukaryota; Metazoa; Nematoda; Chromadorea; Rhabditida; Rhabditidae.